CUUUUGAGAGCUUUGACACCUGUUCCCUUCUGUGUUCAGAAGAAUAAGCUGAGCAGAAAGUGGCCUAGAGGAUUGAGAGUCGGGGCAAGGAGAUCUUCGGUUUUUGGUCCAGACCAUUUACUAAGACAAAGAACCCAGGAGGAGGAAGAGGCCAGCAUUAAGUUCAUACUGAAGAAGGAUAAAAGAGGUUCCUGUGUGCCUGGCUUGAGUGGACUCUUCCUGGAAGUGAAGUUGGGGAAUCCUGAGCCUCAGUCAGGCAGUCCCAGCCUCGGGGUUUGGGCGUGGAUCACUAAUGGGCAAGGGGUCUGGGUUUCUGAGGGAAACCUGCCCGUCAGUCGUGGCUGACCUUCAGUACUCCUCAGAACUGGAGGACGAGGACAUGACGAGGAAGAAAGGGCUGUCUAGAGAACACUGCAGUGCCUGGAACCGCCCUCACGGUCUGGUUGGUUUACACAACAUCGGACAGACCUGUUGCCUGAACUCCUUGGUUCAGGUGCUGAUGCUGAAUGUGGACUUCAGGAAGAUAUUGAAGAGGAUAACGGUGCCGCGGGGAACAGAGGAGCGGAAGAGAAGCGUCCCCUUCCAGUUGCUUUUGUUGCUGGAGAAGAUGCAGGACAGCCGGCAGAAGGCAGUGCUGCCGCUGGAGCUGGCUUACUGCCUCCAGAAGUACAACGUGUCCUUGUGUGUCCAGCACGACGCUGCUCAUCUCUACCUUACCAUCUGGAACCUGACUAAGGACCAGAUCACUGACGUGGACUUGGCAGAGCGCCUGCAGACUCUGUUUGCAAUCUGGACGAAGGAGUCCCUGAUUUGUUUGGGCUGUGACGCAGAGAGCAGCAGAAUCAGUUGGCUGCUCACUCUCUCUCUUCCUCUUUUUGACGUGGACUCAAAGCCUCUGAAAACACUGGUGAGAGACUUCUCAUUUGUCUCCCUGCAGUCUGAAGUGCACUAUGAACUCUUUGCGGUGGUCGCCCAUGUGGGGUUGGCUGACUUUGGUCAUUACUGUGCCUACAUCCGGAAUCCUGUGGAUGGAAAAUGGUUCUGCUUCAACGACUCCCAUGUUUGUAGGGUGACCUGGGAGGAUGUCCAGUGUACCUACGGCAAUCACAGAUACCGCUGGCGGGAAACUGCUUAUCUCUUGGUUUACAUGAAGAUCGGAUCCUGAUGGAUAUGCUCACAGGCAGUGGUGGACUCUCAUUUUCCUUUCCUGUACCCAUGUUUGCUGCACCUUCAAUGAGAAUCAUAAUUUAAAAAACAUAGUUAAACCUUAUUUAUAAGCAGAAGUUAAUAUUGCUGUGGCUCGUCUCCUAAAAGCUCACAUGCAGGAGGUGUGGUUCUUAGUGUGUCAAUAUUUAGGUGGUAGAACCUUUAAGAGACAAGGCCCAGUGGGAGGUAUUUGGUCCAUGGGAUCUCUCUCUUCUGUGCACUAAUGGUUCGUUUUUCUGUUUCUCUACCAUGCUAUGAUGCAACCAGGGGUCCACAAUAUGAUGCCAGUGCCAUGCUGGUUGGAUCCUCCAGCCGUUAAAAUUUUCAAUUAAAUAAAGGUUAUUACACAUGA
Myodes glareolus (Bank vole) is the source of this 1558-nucleotide messenger RNA. The record is from RefSeq and is a predicted model, not a curated record. NCBI's taxonomy places the organism in Eukaryota, Metazoa, Chordata, Mammalia, Rodentia, Cricetidae.